Messenger RNA from Cynoglossus semilaevis (tongue sole), 3123 nucleotides. It is a transcript of the gene adgrl4, whose product is annotated as adhesion G protein-coupled receptor L4. The record is from RefSeq and is a predicted model, not a curated record. Bases 203 to 2713 code for a protein of 836 amino acids. Gene Ontology annotation, molecular function: G protein-coupled receptor activity; calcium ion binding. Gene Ontology annotation, cellular component: plasma membrane. Gene Ontology annotation, biological process: cell surface receptor signaling pathway; adenylate cyclase-activating G protein-coupled receptor signaling pathway. NCBI's taxonomy places the organism in Eukaryota, Metazoa, Chordata, Actinopteri, Pleuronectiformes, Cynoglossidae. The transcript is spliced from 16 exons.
UCUGGAGAGGAAGCGACGGAGAGGAUGAGGAGAAGACACAGCGCUGGAAUGUGUGGGAGUUUGUGUAGAGUCUUCUGAGGAAGGGAGGGUUGGUCCCUGACUGAACUGAGUGUGUGUUGUUUCGGCCUGUAUUCACUCUGACCACCGUUGGUGCUGGACUGAGAACAAAGACAGGUCACAGGGGUCAAAGACAGCAACAUUAAUGAGAGCGUCAACAACAACUCCAGAACAGAAUCCAAAUGAAAGAUCAUUUCAGUUUGAAUUCAAGGAAGUAAAAAAAAAACAAAAACCAUUUCAUUGCGAGUGUGAAGUUACUGAAGGAACCAGGACACUUGUUUUUGAAAGUGGAUUAAAGGCCAAGACAGGAAGGGCCGGGUUUAAGGGAAACAGGAAACCUGAUGCGAGGAAACGGAGCACGUCAGCAGCCAGCCCACUGCAGUCUGUACUAAAAGUCAAAUCCAGACACAGUUCAAGUAUGGAGUCUUUGUUCAGGUCACCAAUGAAACUGGUUCUUUUGACAGCAUGGCUCUCCAGUCUGAUGGACCCAUGCAGUCUCUCUGACAUUUGCAAUUCUUGUCACACCAAUGCUGCGUGCAAAAGCCUGAACGGAUCAAACGCCUGCCUCUGUAAACAUGGAUACACUGGAGAUGGAAUGACGUUCUGCAACGAUGACGACGAGUGCCAGAAUGUGACUAAUAUCUGUGGAGACAGAGGGACGUGCACCAACACGGUGGGCAGCUACCAGUGUAACUGUGUCUCUGGAUACAGGUCCACGGGAAACACCACCUUUCUGCCAAACGACGGCACAGAAUGCCAGGAUGUUGAUGAAUGUUUGUCAGGACCAGUGUGUGGACCCGACGCUCGCUGCCAUAACACCAACGGAUCCUUCUAUUGUUCCUGUCAGCGGGAUUUUGUACCAAGCGUCGGCACCAAACACUUUCAUCCAGAGACUGGUGUAAGAUGUAAAGAACAUCCCCAGAAAUUCUGCCAUGACAACAUGAGCUGUAUCAAAGAGACGGUUAACAAAACACUAGAAUCCAUGAGGAACCUAACGGAGCCUGAGAGUCUGCUGAAGGAAAUCGCCAAACAGACGUCCGGUGAACUCACCUCCGUGGCAGUGAUUGCUUAUGUUGAGGCCCUGAGUCGGUCCACGUCAGCGCUGGCUGCAGGAGAAAAGAAAAACAAUGUCAAACCAGCAGCCGUCAACUCAACCCUCUCAGAAUUAGUGAACGCCGUCAACAACCUGGUGGAGAGAGACGAACUCUUGGCCUGGAGCAGAAUAGAAGAAGAACAAAGAGAUCGCAGCAUCACUAAACUUCUACACACUGUAGAAGAGAGUGCACUGACGCUGGCCCAGCAGUGCAGCUCUCCAGUGGAGCUCCAGAUCAGAGCCUCUGAAAUGGAACUGAAAGUCUUCACUUUUGAUGCUCGUCACAACAAAGCCAACCUAUUUGCCACCAUGGGAGCGGAUCACAUAAAUCUGACUUCUAAACUGAGCCCAGAGGAGGAGAGGACUGGCAGCGUCUCCGUGGUGUUCGUCCACUACCACAGCCUCAGUGACAUCCUGAAGCCCAGCAGCGACCCCGCUGUCGCCGACUACUCCUGGUACGGAGGAACAGGGGAAAUCACUGUCAACUCCCGAGUCAUCGCAGCCGCCGUCAAACCUGCUGACGUGUACCAGCUUGACCACGUGACCUUUACCCUGAGGCACAAGGAGCCCACAGACACUAAAGCUGAUGUGACCAAGUGUGCCUUCUGGGAGUACGAGGCGGACGGCCUGAAGGGCCGCUGGGCCACUCACGGCUGCAGGACUGUCCACGUCAACAGCAAUACCACCACCUGCUCCUGUUCUCACCUCACACACUUCGCCGUCCUGAUGUCGUCGGGCCGAGCCAACCUGGAGGCCCACCGUACCAUCCUGACCAGGAUCACCCAGCUGGGGAUGAUCAUCUCCCUCAUCUGUCUGUCCAUGUGUAUCUUCACCUUCUGGUUCUUCAGUGAGAUCCAGAGCACCAGAACCACCAUCCACAAGAACCUGUGCUGCAGCCUCUUUAUGGCAGAGUUUAUUUUCUUGGUUGGGAUCAAUAUGAUCACACAUAAGGUUUUCUGCUCAGUUAUUGCCGGGCUGCUGCACUACUUCUUUCUGGCGGCCUUCGCCUGGAUGUGCAUCGAAGGCAUCCAUCUGUACCUGAUCGUGGUCGGUGUCAUCUACAACAAGGGUUUCCUGCACCGUAACUUUUACGUCUUUGGUUAUGGGAGCCCUGCAGUGGUGGUGGCCAUUUCUGCAACGUUAGGCUCCAAGUAUUACGGCACUGAUAGAGUGUGUUGGCUGAGCACAGAAAACCAUUUCAUAUGGAGUUUCAUUGGACCGGCUUGUUUGAUCAUUUUGGUUAAUCUCUUGGCUUUUGUCGUCAUCAUGUACAAAGUCUACCGACACACUGCAGUGAAGAAGCCUGAGAUCAGCCACUAUGAAAACAUCAGGUCGUGCGCCCGUGGGGCCAUGGCCCUGCUGUUUGUGCUGGGGGCCACGUGGACCUUCGGGGUCCUGCACAUCCUUAAUGAAACCACCCUGACUGCCUAUCUGUUCACCAUCACUAACGCCUUCCAGGGCAUGUUCAUCUUCAUCUUCCUCUGCGUUCUGUCCAGAAAGAUUCAGGACGAGUAUUACAGGCUUUUUAAAAACGUGCCGUGUUGUUUUGAAUGUCUGAGAUGAUCAACGAAGUCCAACCAAAAAGCCUGAACAAUGACAGUCCACAACAAAGCUCCUCCUGCUUCAUCUUCUGAAGAUGCACCAACCAAUCCAUUACAUACAGUACAGACGUGAAACGAUGGAACUGUUUUUCUGUACUUAAAAAAUAUAUUUAUUUUAAGCACCAUGUUAGGCCAUGUUCUAAAUCUUAUCUAUCUUUGUAAAACGAAAGAAAAACAGAAGAAAUCAAAACAUCCGCCAUUUUACCUUAUUUUUCCAAGUAACACUGUCACAAAAUCUCAUUGUAUAUUUUCACUUUAAUUUAAUGCGGUAAGUAAAUGUCUAACACUUAAAUAGCAUGCUCUCUUGUUAAUGUGUUUCUCUCUCGUGUUCAAAAUUCAUUUGUAAAUUAUUAAAAAUGAACUGUGACAAAA